AAGCUGCUGAAGCAAUGAUGGAAAUCAUAAAGGAGAAUGGAGCUGAUGCUGAUAAACAAAAGUCUAAUGCCGGGAACUCACAUCAGUCUGCUAGUUUUCGCCGUUCAGAUGUGAGUGGAGCCAGUGUCAAAUCAUUUGCAUUUCCAAUAUUAACAGGGGACCAUAAAAUGGAUAAUUCUUCAAAGCAAAAUGCAUCAUCACCCAUCACUCCAAAAGCAUCCCAAGAGCAAGAUUUGCAGCAAAAAUCACAAGAAGGAACCUCUAACCCAGAGCCCUCCAAUAAGCCUUCAAAUGCUGGUCCAAGUAAAUGGUUUUCCUGCUUACCCUGUUUCUCAUCCCGUAAUUGAUUGGGAAGAAGUGGCUGAUCUAAUUUUGUACAGUUCACAUGACAAUGCCCUUUC
Manihot esculenta (cassava) is the source of this 401-nucleotide messenger RNA. RefSeq lists its product as uncharacterized. The transcript is spliced from 2 exons. Lineage: Eukaryota; Viridiplantae; Streptophyta; Magnoliopsida; Malpighiales; Euphorbiaceae. Bases 15 to 347 code for a protein of 110 amino acids. The record is from RefSeq and is a predicted model, not a curated record.